This is a messenger RNA of Aspergillus aculeatinus CBS 121060, 2142 nucleotides long. RefSeq names its product putative vacuolar segregation protein (Pep7). Bases 1 to 2142 code for a protein of 713 amino acids. The transcript has 5 exons. The record is from RefSeq and is a predicted model, not a curated record. Gene Ontology annotation, molecular function: metal ion binding. Lineage: Eukaryota; Fungi; Ascomycota; Eurotiomycetes; Eurotiales; Aspergillaceae.
AUGUCCCGGAGGACGCUGGGUGGAGGUCGUGUUCUAGGCCCCGCGAACGCUCGUUCUCCAUCCGCUGCUGCGAUCCCGUCUCCGCAACUGAACCAUCCAAGGAACCUUGUCUUAUCGCCCUCCGCCAGCAGUCUUUCCCUCAGUUCCCAGGCGUCCACUUCUCAAUUCUCGUCCGAAGCCCAAGAUCUGACCUCGCGCAUCUCCCUCGAAAAUGCCUCCGCCGCGAUACCUGCCGCUCCGGCGGCUGCCGGAGCUCAGCUGGUCUGUCCGAUUUGCAGUGAAGAGAUGGUACUUCAACGCUCGCUACCUUCGUUGAUCGGCGCCACACAGCUAAUCCCAAUUUCCCUCCUGCUCUCCGCUAGACACAUCGAUGACGUACACCAAAACCUGGAAGAUGAUCGGCAAGACGAAGUCAAAGAUUGGUUCAAGACGCAGAUGGACAAAGCGAAGCGGUUCCAACCUCUUGCGGUGUUGAACCAGAAACUCAAGGGGCUCGACGUGUUCGAAUCGAACGAGAACCUCCAGCUGCCCUUCGCGGGGCCGAGUCGCGCGUCGUCGUCCGGCCCGACCGCAUCAACCCAUUCACAUGCGAAUCAUCUGCCGCCACCGCCGCCGUCGUCGGAGAGACCGCUCGAUCCAGAUAAUAUCAUUACGAAGGAACAUUGGCAGGGUCGGACCCUGUACGACUCGUGCUUGGAACCGUCGUGCGGGAAGCGGCUGAACACGACGAAUGGCUGCGUCAACUGUCGCAAGUGCGGGAAGCUGUUCUGCGAGGAGCAUACGAUGUAUCAGAUGAAGCUGUCGAGAUCGGCGCAGCAUGAGCCGGUCCGGGGUCUGUGGUGUCGGGUUUGUGAGACUUGUUACAAGUCCAGGGAGGGGUAUAACGAUCAUACUGGCUUGACGCGAGACCGGAUGGAUGAAUUCAAGGCUGUCCGGAAACAUACGGUCGACAAGGCGCUGCUGGAGGUUUCGCGUCUGGAGAAACGUCUGACGCGACUCACACAAUUGUUGGCGAGCUUGCCGGUGGAUCAGAUCCAAUCGAACGCCAACAAACUGUGGUCGCUUUCGUGGCAGGGCGACCAGCGGAAAGCUCUGGAGCAGACUAUCGUCAGCUGGCAGGACGAUGCAAGCGUCCUCCGCUGUCCCUUUUGCCAGCAGGAAUUCUCCAGCUACUCUUUCCGCAGACAUCAUUGCAGAACUUGCGGACGGGUUGUAUGCGGUGAUCCUGCAACGGCCUGUUCCACCGAGGUUCCUCUGAGUAUAUCGUCCCAGUCGGCAGUCGCUACCACACCCGCGGAGAAGUCAGAUCGCGCCGGCGUGAUCAAUGUAGAUGUCAGGCUAUGCAAGGACUGUCGUUCGACCUUGUUCGAUCGACGCGAUUUUGAGGCCGAACUCCUCCGGAAACCCCCAGCUGUGAGGGCUUAUGAGAACCUCACACAGUUCGAGAGAGGCAUUCGGCUCUUGUUACCGAAGUUUCAGAAGCUCCUAACAACUUUGCAAGAUCCUCGACGACCGCCCUCAUCAGCACAGAUCGCGGAAGCUUCCAAGGUCCGUAAACGACUCACGGACUCGUUCGCCCAGUAUGAUGUCGCGGCCAGACGGAUCCGGGAUAUGCCGACGGAGUCGCCCACACAACAGCGCCUGCAGAAGGCCAUCUAUCAGCAGGCAAGCAAUUUCCUGCAUCUACAUAUGUUGCCGUUGAAGACGCUUCCCAAGCUGCUCAAACAUGCCACUCCCAAUGGAAAUGGACGACUGCCUGGCUCCAGUAGUACCCCCGGGAGUCCGAGUCAAGGGCCCAUCGGCAGCCCUCGACGUCCCGAGUCCGCUCUGGCGUCCAUCAAAUAUGGUAGCAUCGCAGCUAGCGCCAGCACGAGCAGCCUCGCCAGUGACACGAGCAGCGCUGUCUCCGCGCUGGAGGCGGAGGAGAAAGCCCUCCGGGAGCGGCUGAUGGUGCUCGAGGAACAGAAGUUCUUCGUGUCGGAGAUGAUCGCCGACGCGAAUCGACGCCGCAAGUUCGAUGAGGUCAGCAGUCUGGCGAUGAAUGUCGAGGAUCUCACGCGGGAGAUAGACCGGGUCAACGGGAUGCUUGAUGGAUUAGACUUCGAGGGUGUCUACACCGGCAAUCGUCAGCCGGGUAGUUGA